GACGGGCCCUGCAUCUUCGUCUGCUCUUUCAGGCUUUGGUCAAGCAGCGGAAGCACCUGUGGACACUGGUUGACCGGUGGCUUGGAGGAGUACCACAAAGGCCCUGGAGUCGUCGAGAAGUCCACCGUCCAUCAAACAGACCAAGGAAAGGGGCGCCCGCCAGGACCUUCCUCCCGCACGGCGCUGAGCACACUGGGCAUGGCCUGCACUUGUCCCGUCGAGCGGCAAUCGUCAUCUACCAGUGCAAGCUCUGCUUCCCAGGCCAGGCGAGAGCUCAAGGACCCGAGCAGGACCCAGGCUCUGCAGCUGGAGGUGCAGCAACGCACGCACCAUGCUUCCCUAGAUGUGUCCAUAGAUGACAUUCUGCUCGCCAGCUGGCGUGCCAAGCCGGCUGGAACGGCCAAGCCCAACGUCAGCGACCUGGCAGACCUCCCACUCACUAAGUGCGUGCAGGGCAUGUGGAACCUGCGAGACCAAAUUCACAAGGCGGGCACCAGGCGAAAAACGGCCAAAGUCGAGGAAGCGGUCAGGCUCCAACUCCGUACAGCUGACGGCGGACUUCAGACACAUGAGUCGGAAUUCCAGCAGAUUGUCAAGUACUUUCAAGAUCUGUACAGGGGGCCGGCCGCUUCCAGCUCCACGCUACGGGAGGGGUUCAAGUUCUCCAAGGCAGAGUUCCGAGCUGCAUUCCAGAGGCUUCAAGCAAGCAAAGCACUCCCUUCCUGCACAGCCCCGGCACCACUGUGGAAACUCACCUCGGAGACCGUCAUUCCGCUCCUGCAGGCUCAAUUUGAGCACCACCUUCAGUCAGGUACGGAGCUCCUUCCGGAGGCCUGGUGCAUAUCCGACCUGGUGCUGAUCCCCAAAAUGAGGUCCCCGGCACACUUGCGACCCAUAUGCCUUUUACCUCUGCAAGCCAAGGUCCUGGCCUCGAUGCUCGCGCAGCGAUUGCAAGCCUAUGCCGAGGCCUACUUACAAGACUGCCCCCAAUUCGCCUACGUGGCGAACCGAUCGCUCACACAGGCUCUCGAUCGUGUUCUCUCGCAUUGUGCGGCCACCAGGGCCCGACUCCAUGGCAGCCACCCCAAUGUCCAUGAAAAGAGACAAGGACUCCGAGCACAACCACUUGCAGGGGGCUGUCAGCUCUCGCUGGGUAUCUCCCGGGCCUAUGACGAUGUUCCACGUACAGCCCUCACGGCUGCACUGCAGGACGCCCAGGUCCCGGCGGACAUGAUUCGGCUCAUCAUGAUGAUACAUGCCCAGGCCAAGCUUCGUGUGAGACACUGUCAACAGGAGGCUUGCAUUGCCACUGGGAAAGGACUGCGUCAGGGGUGUGGCCUCGCACCACUCCUUUGGUCGGUUUACUCAUGCUGGCUCCUAAGACAGCUUGAUCACCCGCCUGUCUUGUCCAUUGGAGAUUCGGGUACUGUCUAUGCCGACGACAUGCACUUUGCCUGGAACAUUUUCCGAGGCAUUGACAUCGAGAACGCCCACCAGGCCAUGAAACAUGUACUGGCAGGACUGAGGCGAUUCGGGCUACAGGUGAGCACCGACAAAACAGUUGUGAUACUCAGCCUGGCAGGCCCGCUGGCGGAGAAAACUCUACGCCGCUAUGUUGUCGACAGACCCGAAGGCCAAUGCAUUCGAUUCCUAAUAGACAAUGAAUAUGUCCACAUCAAACUUGCCACAGAACAUGUCUACUUGGGAGCUGUCAUCGGCUACGGCAAGUUUGAGACUGCCACUUUUACCCGGAGGCUGCGUCUGGCGAAAGCGGCCUACUCCAGGCUCGGCGUCAUCCUGCGAAACAAGACAGUCCCCCUUCGACUCAGACUUCAGCUAUGGCAGGGCUGCGUUUGGCCCACACUCCUGCGCAGCCUUGACAGUGUUGGUGUACCGGCAAAGGAGAUGUCCAGGCUCCAGAUUCUGCUGAUCACACAGGCUCGAACCAUUGCCCGAUCCCACAGCAUGCUCACCAAGGAGACCAAUGUGGCCUUGAUUCGACGCCUACGACUCCCUGAUCCAGUCAGGCCGGAUGCUGCACUGCAGCAGUGGCGGUGGCUAGUGAGGGGGCACCUUUUUGAUGCCAAACACUUCUGGCUCCACACUGCCGAGACAGCCUCACCAUCAUGCAAACUAGUCCCGGUCGAUCAUGUGAUUCACGAAGUCUUUGACUGCAAAGAGUGUGGACAGCAAUUCAGCACUGCUGCGGCCCUCAAGAAACAUCAUUUUGAGACUCAUUUUGACGAGGAACAGCAACAAGCCAGAAGUGCGGAGGUGGCCGCUGCCAGAAACACCCCCAACAUGGAGCACGCCCUCAACGGCAUGCCCACAUGCAGACAUUGCCUCCAUGAGUUCACUACAUGGCAUGCUUUCUUCUACCAUGUCAACACCCUAAGCUGCCCCGAGCUCAGACGCCUCUCCGAGGGACCCGACAGCACAGAGUCCCGGGUGACAGUGAACGAACCGAUG
Messenger RNA from Symbiodinium necroappetens, 2469 nucleotides. The record is from the annotation of a GenBank genome assembly. NCBI's taxonomy places the organism in Eukaryota, Dinophyceae, Suessiales, Symbiodiniaceae.